GUUGCACUGUGUGGAUGUAGCAUCUUUGGAGAGCCAGGAUGCCUCUGGAGGUCAAAUGGCCAUUUCCACAUUGUCCUGCUCUGGCAUGGAGGAUCUCCAGCUCAUUGGUCAUGGGUCUGGUGGGCUCCUAUUCCUACUUCUGGACCAAGUACAUGAAUUAUCUGACAGUCCACAACCAUGACGUUCUGUUGAAGCUGAUUGACCACAGGCCCUCAGACACACCCCUCAUCACUUUGGCCAAUCACCAGUCCUGUAUGGAUGACCCACACAUCUGGGGUGUGCUGAAGCUCAGACAGCUGUGGAACUUCAAGAAGAUGCGAUGGACACCAGCAGCAUCCGACAUAUGUUUCACAAGAGAGCUGGACUCCAGCUUCUUCAGCCGUGGGAAGUGUGUUCCUGUCUGCAGAGGUGAUGGUGUUUAUCAGAGGGGCAUGGAUUUUAUUUUGGAAAAACUGAACAAAGGUGAAUGGGUGCACAUUUUUCCAGAAGGCAAAAUCAAUAUGACUGAGGAAUUCAUCCGCUUAAAAUGGGGUGUGGGUCGACUAAUAGCAGAGUGCUCCCUUAAUCCAAUUAUCUUGCCACUCUGGCAUGUAGGCUUGAGUGACGUUCUGCCAAAUAUGAAGCCCUACAUUCCUCGGACAGGCAACAGAAUCACAGUCCUGGUGGGGAAACCCUUCAGAGUCAAAGAGCUGGUUGAAUCCCUCCGAGCUGAAAACAAGAGCCAGAUGGAAAUGAGGAAGAUGUUGACCGAUUCCAUCCAGGUGGAGUUUCAGAAGCUGAAAGCCCAAGCAGAGGCCCUCCACAGACAGACGAUGAGCAGAUCCUGAGUCCUGGUCCUGGUCUUGGUCCUGUUCCUGCGUACGUGCCUCAACCACCAGGACUGACUCACCUUCAAACUCAGGAUAAAACCUUGGAACAAACUAGUGAUUUGGUGUUUGCUCAAACAUCAUGUUCGAGUUUGAGUUUAAUUCUAAAACAAACUGAUGGACAAAAAUCAUCUUUUUUUAUUUUGGAUGCAACAGAAGCUUUUUGCAGUUCGGCUAUCAGUUAAAUGUAGAAGGAGUUUUAAUCUUAUUUAUAAAUGUAGUUGCUGUGAUGAUUGAAUGCAGCUAAAAGUGGA
Messenger RNA from Austrofundulus limnaeus, 1120 nucleotides. It is a transcript of the gene tafazzin, whose product is annotated as tafazzin, phospholipid-lysophospholipid transacylase. Gene Ontology annotation, biological process: inner mitochondrial membrane organization; cardiolipin acyl-chain remodeling. Gene Ontology annotation, molecular function: 1-acylglycerophosphocholine O-acyltransferase activity. NCBI's taxonomy places the organism in Eukaryota, Metazoa, Chordata, Actinopteri, Cyprinodontiformes, Rivulidae. Gene Ontology annotation, cellular component: mitochondrial membrane. The coding region runs from base 39 to 827 and encodes 262 amino acids. The transcript has 10 exons. The record is from RefSeq and is a predicted model, not a curated record.